Molecule: messenger RNA, 924 nt
Organism: Scomber japonicus (chub mackerel)
Lineage: Eukaryota; Metazoa; Chordata; Actinopteri; Scombriformes; Scombridae
Gene: lamtor2
Product: late endosomal/lysosomal adaptor, MAPK and MTOR activator 2
Exons: 4
Coding region: 131-508 (125 amino acids)
Biological process (GO): positive regulation of TOR signaling; cellular response to amino acid stimulus
Cellular component (GO): Ragulator complex
Molecular function (GO): guanyl-nucleotide exchange factor activity; molecular adaptor activity
Source: RefSeq, a predicted model, not a curated record
UAGAAGAAAACGUCACAAUCAGCUGACUUGAGUUGCGUGUUGAUGUGUACUUUAGAGACAGUUUAAAGCCAAGCAUUUACUCAAUUUAAAAUAUAAAGUAAAUAAUUUAGCGUUAGUGAUUAAGUUAGCCAUGUUACGACCGAAAGCAUUAACGCAGGUUCUCAGCCAGGCCAACACCAACGGAGUCCAAAGCACACUUUUACUGAACAAUGAAGGUUCCCUGCUGGCUUACUCUGGAUACGGGGACACCGACGCUCGGGUCACAGCCGCCAUCGCUAGCAACAUCUGGGCAGCCUACGACAAGAAUGGCCACCAAGCUUUCAACGAAGACAAACUCAAAUUCAUCCUCAUGGAUUGUAUGGAGGGAAGAGUGGCCAUUACACGUGUAGCCAACCUGCUCCUGUGUAUGUACGCCAAAGAGACGGUGGGCUUCGGUAUGCUUAAAGCCAAGGCAGAGGCCCUGGUGCAGUACCUGGAGGAACCAUUAACUCAAGUGGCUGCAUCGUAGGGGACAUGAGAUUGAAAUGAUGCCUGAAAAGGAAAGCAUCUUAUGAUCCGGGUCAUUCAUGGACUACUGCAACAUUCUGUAUAAAGUGUACAUGAAUGUCUCUAUGAGUGAGUGAAUGAAUGUUUGUUGGGGGGGGGGGGGGGGGGGGGCGUGUAUUUAUAAUCAUGGUAUUGAAACUAAUCAUUUGUUUGUUUGCCCUUGCUUGUGAGUCUUUUCAUCUUAUGGUCUGCUCUUUGCUCUUUGCUGAUUAUUCUAACUAUAAAAGUGAAUAUUUUAAAUCCUAUCAGGCGACUAAAAUGCAUAUUAUGUCAAAGGUUCAUGGAAAGUUUCAUAAGAAUUUUUGUCUUACAAAAAGCAGUGAGGAUUAUUUGCUGUGUUUUAUUUUAAAGCUGUAUAAUAAAGUGGAUUUAUAUUCA